Polypterus senegalus (gray bichir) is the source of this 1726-nucleotide messenger RNA. RefSeq names its product fibroblast growth factor 23 (gene fgf23). The record is from RefSeq and is a predicted model, not a curated record. Bases 113 to 859 code for a protein of 248 amino acids. Gene Ontology annotation, cellular component: cytoplasm. Gene Ontology annotation, molecular function: type 1 fibroblast growth factor receptor binding; growth factor activity. NCBI's taxonomy places the organism in Eukaryota, Metazoa, Chordata, Cladistia, Polypteriformes, Polypteridae. Gene Ontology annotation, biological process: positive regulation of protein phosphorylation; fibroblast growth factor receptor signaling pathway; positive regulation of cell population proliferation. The transcript is spliced from 3 exons.
ACUACAAGUACUGAGUUGGAAAGCUGUUCGGCUGCAGAUCCGAAGGACAUCUUCUGCUUUUUCUUUUCUUCUUCUUUUUCUUUUUUUGCCAAACGCCAGUUCCUUUUUGAUUAUGCCCUCCUUUUUCUUUGCACUUUGCUUCGUGAUGCUGUACUGUAGUUUGGUGAUCGAGUGCUUACCCAACCCUUCUCCGCUGCUGAACCCGACAUGGGGGGACCCUCGCAAACUGGUGCACCUGUACACGUCCUCUGACAGAAGAAGCUUUCACUUGGCGAUCAGUUUAGAUGGGCAGGUGGAUGGGACUCCCGAACAGACUGCUUACAGUGCCAUGCUGAUCAAAUCUGAAGAACGAGGUCUCGUGGCGAUCUUAGGAGUGAAGAGCGAGCGGUACCUCUGCAUGGAUGUCAAAGGAAAUCUUUUUAGCUCGAGUCAUUGCACCAAGGAUUGCUUGUUUUAUCAGGAGCGUUUAGAGAAUGGAUAUGAUGUGUAUCGUUCCUCAGAAUACAAUCUGGUGGUUAAUCUUGGUGGAAGCAAGCAUGUCUACAUCACAGGCCAUAACCUUCCUCCGUAUUCCCAGUUCUUGUCACGACAGAAUACUGUGGAGCUGGAACACUUUUUCCACAGACAGAGUCGAAAUGUCCAUACGGAUCCUUCUGACCCAUUUGGAAUGUUUAGCUCCUUCAAUUUUCAACACGGAGCUCGGAGGUUUGAGACAAAGAAAAUAGCACACUCAAGCCAGGCCCAUUCAGUGUCCAGAGAGCGCAUGAAAACCACUUACCAUGAUCUGGUGGACCCUGAUGACCCUUUGAGAUUACUAGAUCAUAAGGCCAUCAUCAGCCCACGCUUCUUUAGGAGUUAACAGCGAUUAUAAAGGGAAAAUUUCACUUUGUGUCAUUGGAGCAUAACAAAGGUCUGUCAGCUAAGGAGAUUUAGUGACAUUCAUUCAAAUGUGAGUGCCUAAUUUCUCAUGUCCAAAAAGCUCAGAUUAGUUUGAGGCAUUAAACUAUAUUUUGUUAAUUAAGAAAGUUCAGUUUUAGGGUAACUUAGGUUAUAAAACAUAAAAGAAUUAAAGUGUUUCAGCAUUGUCCUCGACACUGAAUACUAUUGAAGGAGUCUUUGUAGCUGGCUUUAAAGGCUCUACAUAACUAUGCUAAUAAUAAUGCACAUGGCUUAAUCAAUCUGUUUAUAACUCAAAAAUUGCAAGUCUUAUCUAUUGCUCUUACUUCAUAUGAUGUAAUAAUUUAUGCAAAAAUUAUAUUCUGCAUCAUAACAUAAUUAAAACAAUAUGCAAGAAAGGAAUUUCUAUUUUUUAUCUAUCUUCUGCCAAAGAGAACUGUUCUUGACAAAAGAUAGGCUAAUAAUUGUAGCCAUGUUCAAAAUAUGAGUUCAUCGGUUGUUUUAAAAUAGAAGGUUAUGCUCACAUAGUGAAAUGGAGAGAAAACAAUACAAAUUGUCUCUUGUUAAAUGUCAUAUGCCCCCAACUCCCCAAUCAGAGGUCAACAGACUAUGAUCUAAAGAAAUCUUUUUUUUGUGGACAGCAUAUUAUGCCCUUUAAAAGUCAAUUGGUAUUCCUGCUGGAUUACGUGAUCAGUCUUCUGAAGCUUAAGAAACCAAAGAAAGACAGAAAGACUUCUUAUAGACUGGUGUUGGGUACUACCAACACAUCCAAUUUAGAUAUUUAUUUAUUUAUUGAAAUGUCAAUAUAUAUUCCUAAUAUUUAUGUUAA